Cyclocybe aegerita is the source of this 1089-nucleotide messenger RNA. The record is from the annotation of a GenBank genome assembly. Lineage: Eukaryota; Fungi; Basidiomycota; Agaricomycetes; Agaricales; Hemipholiotaceae.
AUGGGAGGUGCGACAUCGUUGCUCAGCCUACUCGUGGAACAUUGCCAGCGUUGGACGAUCCUUGAGCUUCGGUGGAACACCGUUCACGAGAUUGAGACGAAAGUAGUCGAUGCCCUGGGCAAGGCAUCCGGGAAUACACCCCUCCUCGAACGUGUUCUCAUUGACAGCAUCAAGAGUCAUGAAAUAGGGUUUCUUCAGCCCGGCGCGAGCCCAGCCCUUCGGGAGCUCUUUUGGAGGGGGUAUCUCCAAGGGUGGCGGCCCUUUUCCUUCAAGAAGAACGGAGCACCGUGGGCAUUGCUUGUCAAGCUUACUGUACACAGACUAUCCACGAGUGAUUUCAUCCUCAUUCUCAAACGCUGCCCGAAUGUCGAAGAAUGCAGGGUUUCCUCGUUCACGACCCACAACGACUUCCAGCCUAGCAGCGACGACGGAGAGUUCACCUCCUUCCCGUCAAUCACACUCCUAGAAAUCCAAGAGUUUGGAGACAUUUCAGUACUCAGAUACAUCCGUGCCCCGUCACUGCGGCACUUGUCAAUUGCACAGGGUCCGAGUUCGUUGAGGCUUCUUCCCCACCUAUAUCCCCUUGACUGUCUCAUCAUCUUCAGUCACAUCUCGGAGUUCAAGCUCGACUAUUUCGGCCUGUCGGUGCAUGAGGAAUUCCAUAUUCAGCGCUUGAAGCGUCUCUUGUCGUGCAUAGGUACAGUUACAUCUGUAUACCUUGAAACCUGUGGCGCUGUCGACUAUGAUACAUGGCAGCGCGUCAUCCCGAACAUCCUCAAUCCCUCGAAGGUCUUGCCAUCGGAGACGGUCCUCCUUCCCAACAUCCAAACAUUGCAGUACUUCACAGACAUGCCAGAGCGGGCAAUGCAGCCGAUGGCCGCUAUGGUGAGACAGCGGUGGAAUAUAAGCCAGUCUACUCUCCCUCCGAAGUGCGCGAAGUUAAAGACGCUGAGAUUGAACAAGAAGUCGAAGAGGGCACUGUCAUCCCUCCUGACUAGAGAGUGCGAAGAAGGGUUUGAGUUGAUUUACGAUCUACAGUAUCAAGGACAUCCUUACGUUGGUUUCAACGCCGCUGAGAUGCCACUAUGA